Symphalangus syndactylus (siamang) is the source of this 7992-nucleotide messenger RNA. RefSeq names its product HEAT repeat containing 5A (gene HEATR5A). Gene Ontology annotation, biological process: endocytosis; retrograde transport, endosome to Golgi; intracellular protein localization. NCBI's taxonomy places the organism in Eukaryota, Metazoa, Chordata, Mammalia, Primates, Hylobatidae. The record is from RefSeq and is a predicted model, not a curated record. Gene Ontology annotation, cellular component: Golgi apparatus; endocytic vesicle; membrane.
GCCCACCUCACUGCCUCGCUGUGGCCGCCGCCGGCAAUUCCAGACUCUGCUAGGGUUAGCAGAGCAGCCGGUAACGUUGCUGGACCGGGACGCGCGCUCAACUGAGGAGGAACCCCAAAGGGGCAGCCUUCUUUAAGCAACAUCUCAAGUGUGGCCUAAUGUUCUGUGUAACUGAUUUUUAUUGUUAGGUAUAUUGACCGAAGUUUAACGAGAAGAACUGUGACCAGCUGGGAGGAUUGCUGCAAGGAAUGGAAUUAGCUCAUAGCUUACUGCUGAAUGAAGAAGCAUACAAUCAACUAGGUGAAGUUCAGAAGGCAGAGUUUAUUUUUGAGUGGUUGAGAUACUUGGAGAAGCUCUUGUUAGCAACCAGCAGGAAUGAUGUAAGGGAGACACAGAAGACUCUUGUUGAACAGCUCCUGUCUUUGUUGAACAGCUCCCCAGGGCCUCCUACCCGCAAACUGCUUGCUAAGAAUCUAGCCAUACUUUAUAGUAUUGGAGACACAUUCUCCGUUUACGAAGCAAUCGAUAAAUGUAAUGAUCUUAUUCGUAGCAAAGAUGAUUCUCCAAGUUAUCUUCCCACUAAGCUUGCUGCUGUGGUAUGUUUGGGUUCCUUGUACAAGAAGUUGGGUAGAAUACUGGGUAACACCUUUACUGAUACAGUGGGGAAUAUUCUUAAAGCUAUGAAGAGUGCAGAGUCUCAAGGCCGAUAUGAGAUUAUGCUAAGUCUGCAAAAUAUAUUGAGUGGACUAGGAGCUGCCGCUGCACCUUGUCACAGGGAUGUUUAUAAAGCUGCUAGAUCCUGCUUAACAGAUAGAUCCAUGGCUGUUCGUUGUGCUGCUGCAAAGUGUCUCCUUGAACUUCAGAAUGAAGCCAUCUUUAUGUGGAGUACAGACCUGGACAGUGUGGCCACACUGUGUUUUAAGUCCUUUGAAGGUUCCAAUUAUGAUGUGCGGAUUUCUGUUUCAAAGUUACUAGGCACAAUAUUAGCUAAAGCUAUAAUUUCUCAACAUCCAGGAACAGCAGCCUCACGUCAAAGCAUUCGCAGAGUAUCUUUGGAGGAAGUUCUGGAAUUACUAGGAACAGGGUUUCUACGUGGGAGUUCAGGAUUCCUUCGAGCCAGUGGAGAUAUGCUGAAAGGAACCAGUUCAGUCAGUAGGGAUGUUCGAGUUGGAGUUACUCAGGCUUAUGUGGUAUUUGUUUCAACACUAGGAGGAGCUUGGCUAGAGAAAAAUUUUGCUGCCUUUUUUUCUCAUAUCCUGAGCCUUGUGUCACAGUCACACCCUAAAGCCACCCAAACUCAGAUUGAUGCCGUCUGCUGUCGCCGUUGUGUUUCAUUUAUUCUUCGAACUACUAUAGGUGGUCUUCUUGGAGAAAAGGCUCAACUUGCUGCUGUAAAGGAUAUUUGCCAGGCCAUCUGGAAGCUAAAGAAAGUUAUGGAUGCCGUAAUGAGUGAUGGUAAUUUGGAAACCCGGCUUGGUUCCACAGAUGUAGCCGCUAGCCAACAUAUGCUGGUUUGUGCUUUACAAGAACUUGGAAAUCUCAUACACAAUCUUGGCACCACAGCGGCACCUUUGCUACAGGAUUCAAGUACAGGCCUCCUUGACAGUAUCUUGUCAGUUAUUCUUCAUCCUAGCAUUUCCGUUCGACUAGCAGCAGCUUGGUGUUUACACUGCAUUGCCGUGGCAUUACCCUCCUACCUAACACCACUCUUGGAUCGUUGCCUUGAACGGCUUACUGGACAUAAGUCUUCACCUGAAGCAGUGACUGGCUUCAGUUUUGCUGUGGCAGCUUUGUUGGGAGCAGUAAAACAUUGUCCUUUAGGAAUUCCUCAUGGAAAAGGCAAGAUUAUUAUGACAUUAGCAGAGGAUUUGCUGUGUUCUGCUGCUCAAAACAGUCGCCUUUCAGCUCAGCGCACACAAGCUGGAUGGUUGCUGAUUUCUGCUCUGAUGACAUUAGGUCCUGCAGUUGUUAGCCAUCACCUUGCUCGAGUUCUGCUGUUGUGGAAGUGUGUCUUUCCAGCAUCUCCUAAAGAUCUAGAAACAGAAAAGAGCCGAGGAGAUUCGUUUACAUGGCAGGUAACCCUGGAAGGACGAGCUGGUGCACUGUGUGCUAUCAAGAGCUUUGUUUCCCACUGUGGUGAUCUCCUUACUGAGGAAGUAAUUCAGCGUCUUCUUCCACCACUUCCUUGUGCUGUGGAUUUGCUAACUCAGCUUUCUUCAAUACUAAAAAUUUAUGGAAGUCCUUUGAAAACACCAUCAGUGGUUUAUAGACAAAGACUUUAUGAACUGUUGAUUUUAUUACCCCCUGAGACCUAUGAAGGAAACCUCUGUGCUAUCCUCAAAGAGCUAGCUGCUGACUUGACUGCCCCUGAUAUUCAGGUGGCAGCAUCUACAUUUUUACUUCCACCCCUCUGUCAUCAGGAUGAUCUUUUGAUGUUAAGUCCUUUGCUACAAGAGACUGACCAUAGAUUUAUUGAAGAACAGCUCCUGCUUGGUAAUGGUGUUGCUUGCGGAAGUCUUGAAUAUGACCCUUAUUCGAUUUAUGAGAAAGAUGUAGAGGGAGAUUCAGUGCCUAAGCCCUUACCUCCAGCACUAUCAGUUAUUAGUUCUGCAUCCAGGCUCUUUGGGGUUGUAUGCGCUCAUGUGGGAGAAACUCAAAGGCUUCUUAUAUUGGAACAGCUUUUGGACCGUAUAAAGCACACAAAAGGAGCUCGUCAGCAAGUGGUUCAGUUACAUGUUGUUUCUUCAGUUUCUAGUUUCUUGAAGUACGUGGCUGGCUCCAAGGGAUGUUUAAGUCCAGAAGAAAUGAAAAGAUUUGCCUUAACAUUAGUUACAGGAGCCCUAGAAUGCCCCAACCCCUUGCUGAGAUGUGCAGCUGCAGAGUCAUGGGCUAGAUUAGCCCAAGUGGUUGAUGAUGGAGCUUUUACUGCUGGAUUAGCUCAAGUUAGCUUUGACAAAUUGAAAUCAGCAAGGGAUGUGGUUACCAGAACAGGACACUCAUUGGCCUUGGGGUCCUUACAUAGAUAUUUAGGAGGGAUAAGUUCUUCUCAACACCUAAAUUCUUGUAUUGGAAUCCUUUAUACUUUGGCACAGGACAGCACUUCUCCUGAUGUGCAGACCUGGGCAUUACAUUCUCUAUCAUUGAUCAUUGAUUUUGCUGGCCCACUCUAUUAUGUGCAUGUGGAACCUACCCUUUCUCUUAUUAUAAUGUUGUUGUUAAAUGUGCCUCCUACUCAUGCUGAAGUUCACCAAAGCCUUGGUCGCUGUUUGAAUGCCCUUAUUACCACGUUAGGUCCAGAGCUACAAGGUAACAGUACUUCAAUUUCUACCUUAAGGACUUCCUGUCUACUGGGUUGUGCAGUAAUGCAAGAUAACCCAGACUGCCUUGUUCAAGCUCAGGCCAUCUCUUGCCUUCAGCAGCUUCAUAUGUUUGCUCCACGACAUGUCAACUUGUCUAGCCUGGUUAGCUGCCUCUGUGUGAAUCUUUGUAGCCCCUACUUGUUACUGAGAAGAGCAGUACUGGCUUGCUUACGUCAACUUGUACAAAGAGAAGCAGCUGAAGUUUCAGAACAUGCUGUUAUGUUUGCUAAGGAUAGCAGGGAAGAGUUGACUCCAGAUGCUAACAUCAGAGAAGUUGGCCUUGAGGGGGCAUUAUUGAUCUUACUAGACAAAGAGACAGAUGAGAGAUUAUGCCAUGAUAUCAAAGAGACUUUAAAUUAUAUGCUUACAUCUACAGCAGUGGAAAAACUCUCCCUGUGGUUAAAGCUUUGUAAAGAUGUACUUGCUGCAUCAGCUGAUUUUACAGCUGUAACUUGUGUGGAUACAAUGCAAGAAGAAGAAGGAGAUAAAGGGGAUGAUGCCUCAGUCCUGACCACCAGACAUGAUGAAAAAUCCCAUCCUUUUACCAAUCCCCGAUGGGCUACUAGAGUCUUUGCUGCUGAAUGUGUCUGUAGGAUAAUUAACCAAUGUGAGAAUGCUAACAGUGCACAUUUUGACAUUGCUUUAGCACAAGAAAUGAAAAAAAGAGAUUCAAGAAAUGACUUUUUGGUACUGCAUCUUGCUGACUUAAUUCGCAUGGCUUUUAUGGCUGCCACAGAUCACAGUGACCAGCUCCGUCUUUCUGGCCUUGAAAUGCUGUUAGUUGUUAUUCGGCGAUUUGCAACUGUUCCAGAACCAGAGUUUCCAGGUCAUGUGAUUCUGGAACAGUAUCAAGCCAAUGUAGGAGCAGCACUUAGACCAGCCUUCACUUCAGAGACGCCACCUGAUGUUACUGCCAAAGCAUGUCAGGUUUGCAGUGCCUGGAUAGCAAGUGGAGUUGUAAGUGACCUUAAUGAUCUCCGAAGAGUUCAUCAGUUGCUUGUUUCAUCGUUAACUAAAAUACAGGCUGGAAAAGAAGCUCUAAGUCACUUAUAUAAUGAAAGUGCUUCUACCAUGGAGAUCUUAGCUGUGCUUAAAGCCUGGGCAGAGGUCUACAUAAUUGCUGUGCAAAGACAUAAAAACCACAGACAACCUUUGAAGACUACCACCUGUUUAGAAGACAGUAUCAGAAAUGGAUCAUGUUCAUCAGAUGGACUGCUUGACUUAGUCUAUGCAGAUCUUGGCACGCUAAGCAGACUCUGGCUUGCUGCACUUCAGGAUUUUGCUCUUUUAACUUUGCCUUCAGAAUUUGCCUCCCAACUUCCUGCUGAAGGCGGUGCUUUCUACACAGCAGAGACUAGUGAAAAUGCAAAAUUGCAUUAUUACAACUCCUGGGCACUUAUCCUCCAUGCUACAGCAUUGUGGCUUACAAGCACGGGCUUUGUUGUUGCUGACCCAGAUGAAGGAGCAUCUAAUCUCUCCAGGCCUGUAACACCAACUUCCAUGUGUCAGGGUUCAUCAUCUGGGGCUACCAUAAAGUCCCCUGAGGAUGUCUACACUGAUAGAUUCCAUCUUAUUUUAGGAAUCAGCGUGGAAUUUCUAUGUUCCUUACGUUCAGAUGCAACCAUGGAAAGCAUAACUGCUUGUUUACAUGCAUUGCAAGCACUUCUAGAUGUACCUUGGCCCAGAUCAAAAAUUGGCAGUGAUCAGGACUUGGGUAUAGAAUUGCUGAAUGUUCUACAUCGAGUAAUUUUAACCAGAGAAUCACCUUCCAUUCAGUUGGCUUCACUUGAAGUGGUAAGGCAGAUUAUCUGUGCUGCUCAAGAACAUGUGAAGGAAAAAAGACGAAGUGCAGAAGUUGAUGAUGGGGCUGCUGAAAAGGAAACUCUGCCAGAGUUUGGAGAGGGAAAGGACACCGGAGGACUUGUGCCUGGGAAGUCUUUGGUCUUUGCAACACUGGAAUUGUGUGUAUGCAUUCUAGUUAGACAGCUCCCAGAAUUAAACCCUAAAUUGACAGGUAGCCCAGGAGUAAAAGCUAGGAAGCCACAGAUGCUAUCAGAAGAUGGAAGUAGAUUGGUUUCAGCUGCAUUGGUUAUCCUUUCCGAACUUCCUGCAGUGUGCUCUCCUGAAGAGAUGGGGUCUUGCUGUGUUGCCCAGGCUGGUCCUGAACUCCUGGCCUCAAGUGAUCUUCUCUCCUUGAUAUCCGAAAGUGCUGGGACUACAGGAAGCAUCUCAAUUCUCCCUACUAUAUUGUACCUCACAAUUGGGGUCCUCAGAGAGACUGCUGUGAAGUUACCUGGGGGCCAGUUAUCUUCGACAGUUGCAGCUUCCCUACAGGCUCUAAAAGGAAUAUUAUCUUCUCCCAUGGCCCGGGCAGAAAAGAGCCAUACUGCUUGGACUGACCUUCUCCGAAGUGCCUUAACAACAAUUCUUGACUGUUGGGAUCCAGUUGAUGAAACACACCAAGAACUUGAUGAAGUCAGUCUGCUUACUGCUAUCACAGUGUUUAUUUUGUCUACCAGUCCAGAAGUAACUACCAUCCCAUGCCUUCAGAAGCGCUGUAUUGAUAAAUUUAAAGCUACUCUUGAGAUAAAAGAUCCUGUGGUACAAAUUAAGACCUACCAGCUCCUACAUUCCAUCUUUCAGUAUCCAAAUCCAGCUGUUUCCUACCCAUACAUUUACUCUUUAGCAUCCUGUAUCAUGGAAAAACUACAGGAAAUAGACAAGAGAAAACCUGAAAACACUGCUGAGCUUCAGAUCUUCCAAGAAGGCAUCAAGGUCUUAGAAACACUGGUUACUGUUGCUGAAGAACACCAUCGCUCUCCGCUGGUGGCCUGUCUUUUGCCCAUCCUCAUUUCCUUCCUUUUGGAUGAAAAUGCUCUGGGAUCAGCAACUUCCAUAAUGAGAAAUUUACAUGACUUUGCUCUACAAAAUCUCAUGCAGAUUGGACCUCAGUAUUCAUCUGUUUUUAAAAGUUUAGUGGCUUCUUCUCCAGCCCUAAAAGCCCGCCUUGAGGCCGCUAUAAAGGGCAAUCAGGAGAGUGUCAAAGUCAAGAUACCAACAUCUAAAUAUACUAAGAGUCCUGGAAAAAACUCAAGUAUCCAGUUAAAGACCAGUUUCCUCUGAUGUUAUUUUUUUUGGAAUAGUAAGCACCUUAAUAUAAUACUUGAUCAUUUCCUUUGGUGACAAAAGGGACAUUUUAGACACAAGUGCCCUUGGAGGUCUAGUUGAUUGUUUUACCUUAAAUAGCUGUGACUCUUCAAAGUAACAGCAUACUUAACAUUUUUUUGUGUGUGCGUGGGGUUUGUGUUUUGUUUUUUUUUCUAUUUAAAAAGACAACGGAGCUAACUUACCAGGAAUUUUAAGAAAGUGCUAAAGAACUAAACUUACUAAACAAUCCACUGCUUUAAAAAUGAAAUGAAUUUCUUCUAACCGUCCAUACACAUGCGGUAUACUUAAUACUGUGACAGAUAUAAAUAUGAUUCUAGUGUAAAUUAUCUGCACUAAUAUUGUAUCCCAAUUGCUGAUUUAAAAUUCUGCUUUGGCCAGGCACAGUGGCUCACCCCUGUAAUUCCAGCACUUUGGAAGGCCAAGGUGGGUGGAUCACGAGAUCAGGAGUUUGAGACCAGCCUGACCAACAUGGUAAAACCCUGUCUCUACUAAAAAUACAAAAAUUAGCCGGGUGUAGUGGCGCACACCCAUAACCCCAGCUACUCAGGAGGCUGAGGUGGGAAAAUCGCUUGAACCUGGCAGGCAGAGGUUGCAGUGAGCCAAGAUUGUGCCACUGCACUCCAGCCUGGGCAACAGAGUGAGACUCCAUCUAAAAAAACAAAAAAAAAAAAUACUGCCUUAUUCAGUAAUUGUAUUAAACUUUCUCUGAUUUCUUCAAGAAGAUAAAAUGAUUGGAGAGCUAUUUAGGAAACCUGGUAUAGGAUUAUCCAGUAUACAAUAGUACAGAUUACUUACAGCCUUACAGUGUGACAUAAGAUUUGGUAUCUAUAUCAUGGUUUUCCACCAUCUUUUGGUUUAGUUUAUAUUGGGUUCAGAAAAUGGAAGUUUUACUCAUUUUAAAUAGAAUAAGGCAUCUCCACUGUUUUUCAAAUGGAUUUUUCUGUUUACCUCUGUUCUUACCAAUUUUGUUCAUUUUCAUUUGUGGCAAACAUUUGUAUCAAUGAGUUUUAACAUAGGUUCAUAUCUACAUUGUAUUUAGAUCAACUAUGGGUUUAUAUAAAUGCCAAAUUUAGUACAACAAAUUUAGGUCAUCAGGUGAAUACAAGUAUUUUUUUUAACAUGAAACAUAUUUUAUUAUAGAAAAAAGAUUAAUGAUAAAGUCAUAUUGGUUGAGAAAUAUUUUUUAACUGUGUUCAUGAUUGUUGAUUCUCCUUCUACUUCAGUGUUAUACUGUGUGAAUCAAGCACUAUGUCCAAACAGAGCAUUUCCCUGUUAAAAAUCACAAACCGAAGUGAUAGAGGCAUGUCAGAAUUGAGAAGACAUUUUGAAGCAAGAGCAAUGUGAUGUACCUAUUUUAUUAUGUUUGUAUAUAAAUACUAUUAUAAAUUGUUCAGUGAAACAUUUGACAAACUCUAACACUACAAUCAUUUUUUCUAAAUUACAUAAAUAAAGCUAAUUUUCAUUA